GGGCCAUUCCAUACGGCCUCCAUCGAAACCAGAAAAUUUUAAUAUACUCAUCAUAUCGGUGAAUUAACAUGAGCAAAAGCAUUCUGGCUCUGGCAAAGUUAACUCGGUUUAAAACACCAAGCCAAUCAAUCCUGUUAUCUAAAAGGCGAUCUGCAGGCAGCAAGAAAAAGACAUAUGUGAUCUGUACAGGAAUCCUGACCGGCAUGUCAUUAUGUUCAAUAGCCUCCUUUACGCCGGUUCUCUCAGAAGCUGAACAGGAAAUGCCGGUGGCAACCGGCUCCAUCAUGGAUAAAGUGAUAUCUAGUCUUGCAGAUCCCAAUAACCGCAUUGCAUUACGGGAUAAGCCAACAACAAGUUUAAUUCUCUCUCUAUUGGUCUAUAAGGCGUGUUCAAUGAAAUGGCUAAUCGAUUCUGCACCUUCUAUAUUUUCAUAUGCCUCAUACACGCAUUUGACAAAGCCGAUAAAUUUUAUAAUCCGACACACAGUCUUCAAUCAAUUUGUUGGUGGUGAGUCUAGCCAAGACUGCCAAAAGACAAUGUCCAAACUGAAAGAUCAAGGGAUCGGAGUGAUUUUAGCUUUAAGUGUUGAGAUGGAUGUUGGUGACGUUAAAGAAACGAAUGCAUCACAUCAAUCAAUUCAUAUGAACCAGCAGGCUGACUUCUUUAUGGACGCCACCAAGCAAUGUAUUUUGUCCGCUGGUACUCAACCAGGAAACUUUAUAGCACUAAAGAUUUCUGCACUUACAUCCCCUCAUUUACUUCAGAAGGUAACCGGUGUCCUAUCUAAAUUGUACGAAAGCUUCGGCCAACACACGAGCGUUUCUUCCCAUACACUGUCACAAAACCAAGUCUGCCAUGUGGUCGCACAGCACCGUGGUCUGGUAAACGUGGAAGAAAACGUGCCGGAAAUCAUACACAACAGUAAUGAAAUUGAUAUAGUAGACUUUAAACAAAUGAUGUUACUGCAUCGCCCUGCUGUUAUGAGCCUCCUCUCCAACGUACUAACAGAGCAAGACCAAGAAGAUUGGUUACGAAUGUUGCACCGAGUUGAUGAAAUAUGCUCUUUGGCAAAGUCAUGUGGUGUGAAAGUCUUAAUUGACGCAGAACAGACUUAUCUGCAGCUGGCAAUCGAUCAGGCUGCGUCAGUCAUGGAGCAAAAGCAUAACCAACUUGGUAGUCGCCCUACUGUUUUCAAUACCUACCAGAUGUAUACAAAAACCGCACUACCGAAACUGAAGCUAGACUUGGUAACAGCCGAGCGUUACAAAUAUGGUCUCGGCGUUAAAUUAGUUCGUGGAGCGUACAUGGUUCAAGAGAGGGCGCGCGCCGCGGAAUUAGGAUACUCUGAUCCCAUUCAAAAUACUAUUAAUGAUACACAUGAGUCAUACCAUUCAGCGAUUCUCUUAUUAUUGAAGGCGCUAGAGGUAACACAGCAGAGGACAGGUAUACCGGUUACAGAGGAAACCUCACCGCUGUCUUUCGUCAUAGCAUCGCAUAAUCAUGAAAGCGUCAUGUAUGCAUGUAAUGAGCUUCAACAUCAUCACAUAUCGCUAGAUUCUGGUGUAGUCUCCUUUGGCCAGCUAUACGGUAUGGCUGACAAAAUUUCAUAUACGCUGAGCCAAUUCGGUUUACCGGUAUACAAAUAUCUUCCCUAUGGAGAAGUCAAACAAGUCAUUCCGUACUUGAUUCGUAGAGGACAAGAAAACGCCGCCAUGAUCGAACGAACUCAGUUGGAAUGUGAGCUUAUUUUUGACGAGCUGAAGUACCGUUUUCAGCAGAAUAACACCAGACAGAUGAAGGAAUAGGGGUUCUUUAUGUAAUUGUGAACCUCUUCGAAUACAUGUAUCAAAUAUCAUAAUUCUUGAUGACUCGCUAACAUAUAAAUAUUCUCAAAUGUACGAAGGUGUCCCAUAGUAUGCUAUGAAAACGUACGUGAUCUUGCAGAUUUUUCAAGUAAAAGCUCUAAGAUAUAUGGGAUGGAUGAUGAAGGUAAACUGUCCGCUGAGGCCACCUUCAUGCCCAUGCUCAGAGUAUACCGUUUGAUCUCUAUAUUUGAAGGACUUCUGGCGAGGAAAAACUCGUAUAUGCUAUGUUUUCAAUGGCCGUCCAUACGUACUGAUAGAUGUAAUGUAUUUCCAUGACCAUAUUUGCAAUUUUGCUAUGAGCGAAAGACAAUUAAAAAAACCCAC
Molecule: messenger RNA, 2189 nt
Organism: Umbelopsis ramanniana AG
Lineage: Eukaryota; Fungi; Mucoromycota; Umbelopsidomycetes; Umbelopsidales; Umbelopsidaceae
Exons: 4
Coding region: 69-1805 (578 amino acids)
Cellular component (GO): mitochondrion
Molecular function (GO): proline dehydrogenase activity; FAD binding
Source: RefSeq, a predicted model, not a curated record